Lacerta agilis (Sand lizard) is the source of this 3622-nucleotide messenger RNA. RefSeq names its product RUN and FYVE domain containing 4 (gene RUFY4). The transcript has 12 exons. Gene Ontology annotation, biological process: plus-end-directed vesicle transport along microtubule; positive regulation of autophagosome maturation. NCBI's taxonomy places the organism in Eukaryota, Metazoa, Chordata, Lepidosauria, Squamata, Lacertidae. Gene Ontology annotation, cellular component: late endosome; autophagosome; lysosome. The record is from RefSeq and is a predicted model, not a curated record. Bases 201 to 3281 code for a protein of 1026 amino acids.
CACUUAGGGGAAGCCUUGUUGGCUGCGCGCCCGCAGCGCCAGAUGCGGAAAAGGCGCUGGCUGGAACGCCUUGCGCCAAGGUGGGCGUUGCUUCCUGGUUUCCGACCUCAGGUACAGAUCCGGAGAGGCGGAGUCUGCUUUUUCCUCUCCUCUGCCAAGGAUCCGAGAGCGAAGGCAGGAGGGAAAGCUGAGGCAGAGCUAUGGCCAGCGAGAAAGAGAUUCUUCGUGUGGUCAAGGACUUAAAGAAUACCGUGACCGAGUUAAACAAAAACUACCAGGAGCAGGGACUACCAGUGACAGACGGGAGUCGGGAGCUGCAACAGUUCUGUGCCCAGCUGGAGUUCCUGUUGCAGUAUGAUCUGAAAGAAAAGAGAAACCUCUUUGGGCAAAGGAAAGAUUACUGGGACUUCCUGAGCCGAAUCCUGACCAGGCUGCACAGUGGUGUGCAUGCAGGGGUGCAACACGUCACCUCCCUCGACAAACUGAAAACAGCUGUGGGGAAGGGAAGGGCUUUCAUUCGUUAUUGCCUGGUCCAUCGGCAGCUGGCGGAGACCUUGCAGCUUUGCUUCAUGGAGCCAGAAGUCAUCAGUGAGUGGUACUACGCACGCAGCCCUUUCUUGGAUCGAAAGCUGUGGACGGACAUCUUGGGCUUCCUCUAUGAGCUGGAUGGCAUGGCCUUUCACCUGGCCCUGCGCAGAGGAGACCUGGAUGCUGCGUGGCCCGUGGUCUCCGAGGUUUUGCCACGAUGUUCCAACCCAGCUGCUAUGCACUCCCAGCAGAAGGAAUCAUCCUUUGAGGCUGGGAAUUCAAACAGAGACUGCACGAACCACCAAAGGGCCACCAAAGUUCAUGAGAGCUCGCCGAGAACCACUAGCAACCAACAUGCUGUUGAGCCAAUUGCUGAUGAUCGACUCAGUGCUGGGCUGGAAAACUCCAUGGAGAAAUGGGUUGGGAUCUGGAGAAGCAGGAAGAACAGUCUGCUGCAGAUAGGUGCUCUCUUGAAGCUGAGUCAUUUUAUGGAAGCGGAUCCAGCUGCUGACAGGGAGGUGCAGAAGGGAAAUGGUGAGCUGCAGGCCCAAGUGGAGAAGCUGAGCAAGGAACAGCCAGGAAGCAUCUCUUCCACCAAGGAACGAUGUUCACUGCUUCAUCAGGCAGAUCACUGCCUGUGUGGAAAGAUGGAGAGGCCACCUACUGAAGGUGACACCAGAUGGAAGCAUGACUUCAAAACGCUGAUGUGGGAGCUUGCUGCUUUGCAGCAAAAGUUGGCCCAGCAGCAAGAGGAGAAUGCAUCUCUGAGACUAACCCUUUUGGAGGAAAACCAGCUUCUGAAAGAGGAGCAGGCAAAACAUGAGCAGCAACACAAGGAGAAGAUGGUUGAGCAGGAAAAACAGCAGCAGGAGUUGGCCAAAACCAUCAAGGCCCUCAGGGAGGCAGAGGACAAGGUUGCCAACCUGACUGGCGAAUGCCAGGAGGCCUGGUCCAAGAGAGAUGCUGCCCAGAGGUCUCUAGAGGAGGCAGAGCAAAGGCUGAGUUCUCAGGAGGCAGAGAGGAGGAAGCACUUGGCAGACAUUGAGGCCCAAGAGUUAAGGCGUCAGCAGCUGGUCUCUCAGUGUCAGGGCCUGCAGGAGAAGCUGAAGGCAUGCGAAGAGAGCUUGGAGAAGUGGGAAGCCCAAGCGGUAGCUCUGAAAAGCCAAGGUGGCCAGCUGGGAAUGAAUGAGGAGCAGUCAGAAGGCAUGAGCUGCAGGCCAGCAGAAAGGGAAGAACAUCCAGCCAUGUUGGAAUGGGGUCCUCCAAGGGGGAAACUGGAGAGGAGCCUUGCUGAGAUACAGGUACUAGAGAGGGAGAAGGAGACUCUUAUGGAAACUCUGGUGUCCCAGGAGAAAAGUCUGGUGUUUUCAAAACUAGAGGUUCAGGACCUUCAGAAGGAGCUGUCAGCAUGUCAGGAGCAUGUUGCGACUCUCCAGACAUCUCUGGAGGAGCGGGGGAAGGCCCUGAGGGUCAAGGAAGAAGCAGCUCAGGGUUUGCAAAGAGAGUUGAAUGACCGGUUGGCCCAGCUGCAGGACGCCCUGGAGAAAAACACUACACUGGAGGCUCAUUUAGAGGAAGCGGCCAGCAAGAAGUCUCAGCUGGAAGCUCAAGCUGUUGAGGAGCAAGCCAGGUGUGAAAGGACUUUGCAGGAACUAGGGAACCAGCUGGGAGCUUUUGAAAAGGAGGUGGCCACACUGCAAGAGGAGAGGCAGCAGCUGCGGGCCACCUUGCAGCAAGUCCUCAAAGAAAGAGAGGCCUUGGCAAUGCAAGCUGAGAGCAUGGCUUCUGCUCUGGACGGACGGACCCAGGAGGCUACGCAGCUUCGGAAAGAGCUGGAGGAGCUCAAGGCCACCAGCAAAGCACAACAGACAUCCUUGCAGGAGACAAAUGAAGUAGUGGCCUCAGUCCUCAGGGGAGAGUGUCUGCAGCUGAGAAAUCAAGUGGAGCAACUGGAGCAGGAGAAGAUGCGGGCCACAAACAUGGUGGAGCAGCUGAGCGAAGACUUGGAGCAGGGCUGGGAAUGGCUCAGGGAGGAAGGUGCUCUAGAGAGGACAUGGCCUCCUUCUGUCACUGUGCUGGACUCGGCGUGCGGGGCCAGAGAUGAAAAAGGCAGGAAGAGGGGCAUCGCUGAGGAAAACAGCCAUGGAGGAGCAGGGUCAUGGCCAAUGAACACAGAGUUUCUUCAGGUCGAUGGGCUGCAAGAUGCGGCAAAUCCUGUCAAGAAAGGGGCCGGUGCUACGCCUAGCGCAGAAGCCCAUGGGAAGUGUCUAACUCACCAUCUGAAGAAAAUGACGGCUGAUGUGCAGCGAGCAAAGCAAAUGUUUGCUGCGAAGGAACAAACGAUGAAGCAUCUCAUGGAGCAGCUGAGCCGGUCUCAGCAGGAAAAAGAACAGUUGCUGCUUUUGCUGGAGAAAAGCCGUCAGGAAUCUGAGGAGAAGGAGAAGAGGUACAAAGGGGAGCUGUCAGAACAGGGGGAGAUCAUUUGCGACAUGAAAGGAAAACUGCUGGAGUUACUGCGGGAAAAAGAUGCCCUGUGGCAAAAGACAGAAGGCAUUGCCUCCACAACAGUAUCUCCAGCUCCUCAGAACCCAGGGGUGUGUGUUCAGUGCAAAAAAGAUUUUAGGCUCAUGUCACGCCGAUACCAGUGCAGGUUGUGUCGGAGCAUCGUAUGUCAUGCCUGCUCGGUGAGCAGCGGGCACAAGGAGCGCUGCUGCCUUCCCUGCUACCAGAAGAGAAAUGGCCAAGGCACCUGACCAGAGGGCUCAGCAAGGCAGCCCAUUCCACCCUGUGGUACAGACACUGCAAGUGAAGAAAAUGGCUCCCUCCCUGAGUGUCAUGUGGGAAUGGAUGUGACUUCUGUUUGGGCAUUGGCUGCAGGCUCCUCCGAAUGAAGAGGAGCAUAUGGUGGCAGUCGGGGACAUUGCAAUGACAGCAAGGAAAUAGCUUAGAAAUUAAAUUUGUAUCAGGGAUGACUCUAAUUAUCCAGCGGGUUCCAGUGGUAAGGGAGCAUCUCUCAUUCUUUCCAGAUCCAACGCUAUUAGCUAGAAGUCUGUUUUUAUCUGAUGUUUCUGUGAGGCAGGGAUCAGCAAAAAAU